Cavenderia fasciculata is the source of this 2028-nucleotide messenger RNA. RefSeq lists its product as uncharacterized. The record is from RefSeq and is a predicted model, not a curated record. The transcript has a single exon. NCBI's taxonomy places the organism in Eukaryota, Evosea, Eumycetozoa, Acytosteliales, Cavenderiaceae. The coding region runs from base 1 to 2028 and encodes 675 amino acids.
AUGAAUAACAGUAAUAAUAGUAAUAACAGUCAAAUCAACUAUCUAACAGAUAGAUUAUCUAAUCUAAUACUUUUAGAUAUCAUAUCAAAGAUAGACAACAAUGUAGAUAUGAUAUGCUUUUUACUGACUUGUAAAAGAUUGUAUCAUUCUAUUGGACAACAAUCAAACAAGAGUAUAAGGUUUAAAGGAUUGGCUUAUUUUGAUAAAUUGCAACCAAACAGUUUGAAUGAAUGGCUUGUUGGAAGAUUACCAAACUGUCUACCAACAUUUAGACAAAUCGUUCAAAACUCUCUUUCAAAUCAAAUGGUACUAGUCAAUCGAUUGGAUACCUUUGCAAAGUGUAAAGAGUUAGUCAACGUUUAUCACAUGUAUUAUGAAGAUGAUAGUAGUAAUACCGAUGCUGAUAAGGAUGAUGAUAAUAGUACUGAUCGAAAUAAUAAUAAUAGUAACGAUAAUGACAAUGAUAUAAAGAUUGAUAGUGAUACUAAUAGUAAUAGUAGUAGUGAUGAUAUUGCUUAUCAUUAUGAAGGUGAAAUGGAACAAGUUCAAAAUGUUUUAGUAACAGUUGAAGAUUCUACUAUUGAAUCUCAUCCAAAGAUACCAUCAUCAACAAAAUCAUUAAUCAUACAUUACAAUAAUGAUAAUUUCUAUGCACCACCACCCAACUAUAUACCACCAUCAGUCAAAGAUGUUGUUUUCCAUUGCGAACAAUUCCAAUGUGACCAAGACUUUAUUCCAGAUACUGUCGAAUCGUUAGAGAUGAAUACAAACCGGUUAAGUGGUAAUGUCAAGUUACCCAGCAAACUAAAGUCACUUGUUUGGAAACAUAAUCACUCUUCUUAUCGAAACCUAUCACUGGAUAUGAUACCAUUUCACAACCUCUCAUCACUUACCACUUUGAAGAUAAAUAUUGCAGAUUAUGGAAAUGGGGUGGUAGUACUACCUCCAACCCUAACAUCACUUGACCUCACAUUUUCCGACAUUAUCCCAGACAACCUACUUCAACCAUUGAAAUCUUUAACCAAUCUUCGAAUCGAUGGAGAACAUAUAACCAAUAUUAAUCUCCAAUCACAAACUUGUUUGAAAAGUCUCUUUUUGGAAGAAGAUUUUUAUGUAAAUCUUCCAGUGACAUCAACUAUUGUCAAUUUAAAAGUAUAUGGAUCUGUUGACUUUAUUCCACAAUCACUGGAAUCUCUUCAAAUUGGUUCUGAUCACUUGAUUGAACAGUACCAAGUGAACCCAAAUCCCCUUCCAGCAACACUGAGACAUCUCGGCAUCAUAGUCUAUCAUUCGUCUUUAUCUACUAGUAUGAUACCAGAUGGAGUAACCAGUCUUGUUCUAGAUAUUGGAAGUAGUGAACAGGUAGAGUUGGAUGGAUUAAUCCCAAUAUCAGUCGAGAAACUACAACUAACUGGUUUGUUUGGAUGGUUUGGUCAAGCUACUCUCUCCACUCUUCCCAAUUCCAUCAAAUCAUUAAAGUGGACAGAUAAUCAUGAUUAUAGAACCAUUUCUUUUUCAUUCCCAGAACAUUUGGAGACACUGGAAUGGAUGCCAGGUAAAAUAGAGAAUGUCUCUUAUCCAUCUUCACUCACAUCACUUUCCAUUGAAAUACCACCUCAUUCUGGCAAAAUAGAGUUUUCAUUAUCUAAAAAUCAUAUGAUCAACAAGAAUGGAAUGUUUCUACCACCUAAUAUCAAAUACUUGACAUUUAUUUGUUCAGCAUUAACUAAUGAUGUAUCAUUUAGAUUGGAUGAGAUUAUCAAACAAACCAAUGUUCAAGAGUUGACUAUUCAAAUCAAUGAAGAUCCUGAUGAUGAUUUUAAUUUCCAAAUUUAUGAAUAUAAAUGGGCAACAUUUAGCAUUCGUAGAUUGUUGGAUGAUAAGAACCCACAAGUAUUGAUUGUUGAUAAUCAAUCAAUGUUUGGAGGUUUCAUCACACUACCAUCAUCAUCAUCAUCGCAGUCGUCACCAUUGUAUCUUCGCUACCUCAAAAGUGGUGCAUGUCCGACAUGGGGUCUAUCCAUUUAA